ACUGAUUAGAAUUGUUAAUCAAAAACUUUUCAGGUUAUGUUUUGUCACGAUCAUGAUCCAGUAAUAACUUGUAACGAAACGUACAUACAAGUACAUGCGCAAUAUAGGAAACUAUCAGCUGAGAUCUAUCUGCAACGAUGACAGAUCCACUGAUAGGUAUAAAAGAAAGUACUACUGAAAAAACGAUAGCAUAUGCUGAUCCAUUCAAGAAGGGUGGUCCUUGUGAUGAUUGCAUUUCAAGACUUUCAAAUGAUCAAUUGAUAUCAUUGAUUAUUAAAUGUACUGAUUUUGCUGCAAAAAAACAUAGUACUCAGAGAAGAAAAGAUCCUGCACAAACACCUUAUAUAAAUCAUCCCAUAGGAGUUGCAAACAUUUUAGUUCAAGAAGGCGAAAUAUAUGACCCUGUUGUAAUUUUAGCUGCACUUCUACAUGAUACUGUAGAAGAUACAGAUACUAAUUUUGAUGAGAUAGAACUAGAAUUUGGAUAUACAGUGAGUCAAGUUGUUCAAGAAGUAACUGAUGAUAAAACUCUGCCUAAAGAAGAACGUAAACGUUUGCAAAUAGAAAAUGCACCUAAAAGAAGUCAUAGAGCUAAGUUAGUAUUAUUAGCAGAUAAAUUAUAUAAUUUACGAGAUCUUCAAAAGAGUACUCCAAUUUGCUGGACACCUGAAAGAGUAAGGGAAUACUUUAAGUGGGCUAAAGCUGUUGUAGAUAGAAUCCGCAGAACUAAUUCUAAUUUGGAGACUGCAUUAGAUAGAGUAUUUGCAAAACAAAGAAUUGAAACUGAAACAAAAUGUAAAUGUGUAAAAGAUAAUUCACAAAAUGUUUGUAAUAGUGAAAAUAUAAAUUAAUUCUUAUUGAUUUUAUGAAAGAUAUUAUCGAUUUUACAAAACAUAUACAUUAGCCUUGUAUUUACAAAUAAUACAGACCAAUAAAAUCGAUAUUGAAAAGCUGCAAAAAAGUUUAAUAACAUCGAUGAUGAAAGUUUUUACUUCUUGGUAUGCUGCUUAUGAAACCAUUUCAUAUAUUCUGCUAAUACUUCAACUUCAUCUUCUCGAAUUGCGUUAUAUAAUGAAGCACGUAUACCGCCAACAGACCUAUAAUAUAUUUGUAAUAGAACACUUGAGUAAAUUUUUACAUUUCUCAUACUGGUAUCAUUUUUCAUUAGUUCAGAAAUAAAACAAUGUUUCUUUAAUGUAUUCUAUUGACCUGUGACCCUUUAAUUGAAGCAUUCCACGACUGACUGCACCAGAAAGGAAUUCUUUUUCUAGCUCCUCAUCAUUGUCUCUUAUUCUAAAUGGAAUAUUCAUUUUACUGCGUGCAUUUAUAUCGAUCGGACAUUUAUAAAAUCCAUCAGAAUUAUCAAUUAUAUUAUAUAUCUUUUGACUCUUUUUAAUUGCAUUUUGUUCCAUAGUUUCAACGCCUCCGCGUUCUUUUAUCCAGUUAAAUACUCGAUUGACAAAAUAUAUUCUAAAAUAAAUAUAAAGAAAUAAUGGAUAAAACGAAUGAUGUGAUUAUUUAAAAAAAAUUUUUUAAUUAUAUUUACUGGAAAAGAGGCGGAGUAUUGUGUAAGGAAUUAUCGUUUGCCAUGACGGUGAAAUUUAAAAUUGUGGGACAAACUGACAUGGCAUGACCGAGAAGAUCAUCUCGUACAAUUACUAAAGUAACGCCAGCUGGUCCGAUAUUCUUCUGUGCGCCAGCAAAGAUUAGUCCAAACUAUAAUAAAUUUUAUAUAUCCAAUGAUAC
Vespa mandarinia (Asian giant hornet) is the source of this 1746-nucleotide messenger RNA. RefSeq names its product Metazoan SpoT homolog-1 (gene Mesh1). NCBI's taxonomy places the organism in Eukaryota, Metazoa, Arthropoda, Insecta, Hymenoptera, Vespidae. Gene Ontology annotation, molecular function: guanosine-3',5'-bis(diphosphate) 3'-diphosphatase activity. The record is from RefSeq and is a predicted model, not a curated record.